AUGACGGCUGCAGGCGCAACUAGAGACUUAAACCCAGAGAUCCCUACGGAGGAUCUCGCAAAUUUCUUCACAUCGAAGAAAGUCCCUCCAUUUUGGAAGAACACUAAUUUAGUGUUACAAGAUGAUUUGCCUGAGAGUGUAUGGUCAUAUUUUGACCGGCUGGAAUCGAUGUUCGAACAGCUAGGAGUAACGGAGGAUAGGUACAAGAAGCGACUAGUGACAGAGUACGUGCAUCCGACCCGCCUUAAAGAGCAGUGGAAAAGGUUGCCGGCGUAUAAAUCGGGCACCUACGAACAAUUUAAGACGGUUAUCAUGUCUUUUUAUCCGGAGAUUCGUUCUCUAACAGAAGGAAGUGUCGAGAACUUACAGAGGAUAAUGUCGAUGUACAGGGGAAUACUUCCUAGAGAGCAUCAAAAGCUGAUGAAUUUGAUCAAAGGCGUACAAGAGGAAGUGUCAAAAAUUAGAGACUGGGAAGCAAGAAACGAUACUACGAUUCUUACGGAGCAGCAACUAGUUGGGGAAUUCCUCAACUGUCUGGAUACUUCCUUCAGAAAUGCCAUCCAGAUUAAAUUGACGGCUAUGUACGAACAAAGUAAGCAGUUGGAGAGAAUGAAGAAAAGAGAUAAGGGAAAGGCGCCGGCCGCUGGAACUUCUGCAGGCGCCGCCGGGGGUGAAGGAGAUAACCCCCAGGAGGAAGACGAGGCGGAUUGGUUAGGGGGAGGGGACGAGAUGUACGACCCCAUCACCCUCACGAAGGUUGUGCCUGUUCUUUACAAGUAUAAUCUUAAUCGGGUAAUCUAUGUCGCACAACUAGUCUCAAGAGAACAACCCGAGAAUGUGAUGGUGUCAGGCGGUGACCCGCCAUUUGUACCGUCCGCGAAUAAAGGAAAGAAUGUGCCUUCAGGCUUUGCUAAUGAUUUAGCCGCCGCCCUUAAGGCACUAGGAGUAGUGGUACCCCAACAACCGGCGGGAAUGCAAACCCACAGCGCUUCCCAAAAAGGGCAAUCACUGCCACCUGGUAUCUUACCGUGGACACCACUAGGCAGUGGAAUGGGGGAUUCCAAGCCUGCGAAAGUGAAGUCUGAGGCAGAUGACAAUAUGUUGGGGGCCAUCCUAGGAAAGAUGGAUAGUUUCGCGAAAGAUAUUAAGUCGGAAGUAGGGGAGAUUAAGAAAGGACAAUCUGCGAUGAUGAUGGAAAUGGAGCAAAGGAUCGAACAGAAGCUCGAUCGAAAAAUCCAGGACCAGUUUAACCAGUUUAAGCAGAUGAGUGCGCGAGCCGCAGUAACCGGCAGUGACGGCGAUAAUACUUAUAAGCCUCCUGCAAGGAGGUUUGCCACGAACUCGGGACCUCCUGGUGGAUUUAGCGCAACCCCUAGUUUCGCGCGUGCGCCGGGACAGUAUGGUUAUAGUACUGGUACCUGGGGGUCAGUAAAUAACUUAGAGUGUUGGUUCUGCAAGCAACCAGGUCAUAGUGUUAGAAGGUGCGAAACGCGAGAUGAUCUAAUGCGGCGUCAAAUUAUUGCUAUCGAAGGAGGGAACUAUCGAGUAAUCCCUAACAACGAAUUAGUCAUUCCUAUUGCCGAUGGGCAAGGGGAAGGCACUCUCAAAAAGAUAGAACGCUCGCUGGAGAAGUCUGGGCACAAAAAUGUGUUACAAGCAGUACAAGAAGUUCAGUAUGUGCAGGAAGGGCCUGUGCCGCCGGAAUUGCAUUGGCAGGACGAAUAUGGGAGGCCAACUAACAGCCGCCUUGCUCAUGAAAUAACUCAGAUCAAGGAAAUGUUGGUACAAGGAGUGGUUCAACCAAAUCGUCUACCCGAGCCAGCACCUGAAGAGCCACCUGUAACAAGUCCUCCAGCCGGCGUCGAUGCCAGACAGUGGGAACAGUUCCAACAAUUCUUAGCGUUCCAGAACCAGCAGGGUUUUCCGUGA
Molecule: messenger RNA, 1929 nt
Organism: Coprinopsis cinerea okayama7#130
Lineage: Eukaryota; Fungi; Basidiomycota; Agaricomycetes; Agaricales; Psathyrellaceae
Exons: 1
Coding region: 1-1929 (642 amino acids)
Molecular function (GO): zinc ion binding; nucleic acid binding
Source: RefSeq, a predicted model, not a curated record